Staurois parvus is the source of this 822-nucleotide messenger RNA. Lineage: Eukaryota; Metazoa; Chordata; Amphibia; Anura; Ranidae. The record is from the annotation of a GenBank genome assembly.
AUGGACAGAGCCAUUUUAUUUUCUGUGUGUCCUCCAGGUCCUGAGCCCCAAUCGCACAGACUCUGCACUUCCUCCGCAUCAACUGAAUCCAGUGAGGACCAGUUUUUUAAGUGGUUUCUGCUGCUUAUACCCGUCGCCACCUUUGGCCUGGGCACCUGGCAGGUUCAGCGACGGAAGUGGAAGCUGAAACUCAUAGACCAGCUAGAGUCUCAAGUUAACGCUAUACCGAUCCCUCUUUCCACUGAUGCAGCAGAACUGAAAAGAUUGGAGUAUCGUCCUGUGACAGUUAGAGGUUACUUUGAUCACUCCAAGGAGCUAUAUAUACAGCCCCGCACACUCAUGGACCCAGAAAAGGAGGCUCGAGAAGCUGGGCAGAUCACAUCAAACACUGAGAGUGGGGCCCAUGUGGUCACUCCAUUUUACUGUACUGACCUCGGAGUUACAAUCUUGGUUAAUCGAGGUUUUGUUCCCAAAAAGAAGAUUAAUCCUGAGACACGGAAAAAGGGGGCAGUAGAAGGAGAAGUGGAUUUGGUUGGUAUUGUGAGACAUUCAGAGAAGCGCCAGCCAUUUGUUCCGCAAAAUGAUCCUGAGAGAAACAGAUGGUAUUACCGAGAUGUGGAAGCCAUGGCAAAACUGACUGGGGCAGAGCCAAUAAUUAUUGAUGCCAAUUUUGCCAGCACAGUUCCCAGUGGACCCAUUGGAGGACAGACUAGGGUAACGCUGAGGAAUGAGCACAUGCAGUACAUUAUUACAUGGUAUGGUCUCUGUGCUGCCACUACAUACUUGUGGUUCAAGAAAUUCAUACAGAAGGUUCCACUCUAG